UUCAAUCUUUUUUUCGAUAUUAAACUCUUGUGUUUUUUUUUCGCCCCUUUCUGUAUAUUAUAUUCGUGACAAUUCGGUCAUUACUUCACGAUGGAUGUGCUUCUCGACAUCCUCGACACAUUCGUGUUCGACAGAUUAUAUGCAUCAGUGUUACCAGCGACGAAUCCGGUCCCGGCACCUGCAGGAACAUACAACAAACACAUUAACCUCUAUUACCCACUGCCACCGUCUCCAUAUGCAGACAGUAGCAGAUGGAAGCGAGAUGAUGUCGCUCGACAAACAACAUCUCUAUUCCUAAUUGGAUGGAUCUUCGCAACGGCCUUGUACUUAAUUGGCAGCACAAUCAUCUACCACACACUCUUCGACAAGCGCCUAAUGCGACACCCACAUUUCCUCCCUCACCAAAUCCGCCAAGAGAUCCGCCAAGGCAUAACGUCCAUCCCCGUAAUCGCCGUGCUCACGGCCCCGUUCUUUCUCGCAGAGGUACGCGGCUGGACCAAGCUAUACGAUUUCGCCGAUGAAGCCCCCUUCCGCGCCUACAACUGGCUGCAGUAUCCACUGUUUGUAUGUUUCACGGACUGUGGCAUUUACUGGAUUCAUCGGGGACUGCAUUACCCGCCCGUGUACCGGUGGUUGCACAAGCCACAUCAUAAAUGGAUUAUGCCGAGUCCGUUUGCUAGCUAUGCGUUUCAUCCGGUUGAUGGCUGGUCGCAGAGUAUCCCGUACCAUGUGUAUCCGUUGCUGUUUCCGUUGCAGAAGAGUGCGUAUUUGGGGCUUUUUGUCUUCGUGACUAUGUGGACGGUUUUUAUUCAUGAUGCCGAGUAUCUUUCGCAAUCUGUGGUUGUCAAUGGUGCAGCGUGUCAUACCAUGCAUCAUUUGUACUUCAACUAUAACUAUGGUCAAUUUUUGACGUUCUGGGAUAGGUUGAACGGGACAUACCGCAAGCCGAAAGAGGACGGAUUCAUCCAGAAUGAGAACCGCAAGGCUCAAGCUCUCAAGAAAGAUUGAAGAGAGGGGCGUUAAUGUAUUUUUAGCAAUUUAAUCUAAUAAUCAAUGCAUGUAUUAUGUAUCUCGACAACACCAUUGAA
Molecule: messenger RNA, 1088 nt
Organism: Aspergillus pseudotamarii
Lineage: Eukaryota; Fungi; Ascomycota; Eurotiomycetes; Eurotiales; Aspergillaceae
Product: sterol desaturase family protein
Exons: 3
Coding region: 91-1008 (305 amino acids)
Biological process (GO): lipid biosynthetic process
Molecular function (GO): oxidoreductase activity; iron ion binding
Source: RefSeq, a predicted model, not a curated record